UUUUUUUGCAGAAGGAAUGUGUAAACUGUAAACGCAAACACAGUUGUAAUUAGUUGUAUUUUAUUUGUUAUGAGUCUAAAUUAUUAUUAACUCAAUUAAGAAUUUGAAAAUUUUACAGUCUCUGCUUCAUACGAGUGAUUAUAUUAGUUAAUUUGUUUUCACUUUAUAUUAAAACUGGUUUUCAUUAAAACUAUCAGAUAACUGUGUUUUGGCGCUUGGAAAAUUACGGAUGGAUCUUCAGGAUGCGUGGAAAGCAAAAAAGGAAAGUUUUGUAUCCGGCUUAAAUGGGACUUCGUUUCUGGAAGUAACAAUUUGCUCUGCAGCAUAUCCUUUAUGCGUUUUGGUUCGCGCAUUAGUGUUAGGCGUCCUACCAAAGCCAAUGCUGAAUUCAAACAGCUUUAGAUACGUCCUGGAUUUCCUACUAGUUGUUUUCCCGAUUAUUAUUAUGCUGACUGGCUUAUCAGAGUUCAUAUUUGAAGCAGCUUUGAUAGUUCUGGUGUCAAUUACUUUGUACUUUAAAACAUUUUUUAAAAAGAAGAACAUUUCUGAAACAACUCGCAUUCAAGCAGCUUAUGUGAGUAAAUUAUAUUACAAACAUCAAGUUCAAGAUAUAGGAGAGGAUUAUGUGAAAGAAAGUGACUAUUUCUUUGGUGAAAACGUCGACAGUAAUAUAAUUGAGGUUUUAUCUUCAAAACUCCCAUUUUUAACUUCGUUCCGAGUCUCUGUUAACGCUGUUACUUGCAUAUGUAUACUCGCCGUUGAUUUCAAUAUAUUUCCUCGGCGAUUUGCGAAAGCUGAAAAUUUCGGAAUGGGAGUAUUAGACCUUGGAGUUGGUAGUUUUGUUGUUUCUAACGCUCUUGUCAGUCAAGCUGCAAGAAACUGGAACAAAAUUGGUGGAAGGAGCGGGUUGAAUAAAAGCUUCUCGUUUCUGUUUUUUCAGUUAUUCAGCUCAUGGCCUUUGUUUUUGUUUGGAUUUCUAAGAUUGGCUUCAGUCAAAUUAUCUGGCUACCAUGAGCAUGUGUCCGAGUAUGGAGUGCAUUGGAACUUUUUCUUCACACUUGCUGUGGUAAAAGUGCUGGCAACUGUCAUUUUGUUCAUAUUUCCCCUGGAAUUCUGUUCACCUCUGGCAGUUGCAAUUGCAGCAUCAUAUCAAUACCUUUUAAGUGGAAAUAACGAAAAAAUGACCCAACUGAUUUUUGGUAGCAAUCGGGAAGGCGGUCUGCUGAUGCAAAAUAAAGAAGGUAUAGCAUCCUGUCUGGGUUACUUAUCACUUUACUUUGCUGGUGUACAGUUGGGUGCUUUCAUAUUUAAAGAACGUAGAACUCUUGCCAAGUGGAAAGAGGCCGCAAAGGAGCUUUUAGGUUGCACCUUAAUGCUAUGGUCGUUGCUACACUUUAGCAACUACGCUAUACAGCCCAUAUCUCGCAGGUUAGCAAAUGUUUCUUACUGCAUAUGGAUUCUUUCGCAAUCUACGUUGAUGUUAUUCCUGUUCCUUAUGGUGGAUAUUCUCACCACACAGAAUAUCAAUGCAGGUUAUCUACCCAAUGAAAGCAUGCCUGAUCCAUGGCUUAUGGAAAAACCAAAAGAAGACACAAAAAUUGACUACAACCCCCCACCCCCUAAGAAAUGUCUGAUAUCUGCUAUAAAUCGAAACCAGCUUUUGUUUUUUCUUCUAAGCAACUUGAUGACUGGAGCAGUGAACGGUUUAUUUGACACUCAAGCUGUCAGCAACACAAAUUCUAUUGUUAUAAUCACAAUAUAUGCAGUUUGUGUAACUUUUAUUACAUGGCUACUGCACAUAAAACAGAUUACAAUUAAAAUGUGGUAAUUAAUGUUUUUCUACAACGUAUGUGUAUUGAUAGGUUUUAUAUUUGUAUUUUCAGCAAUAUUGGGAAAAGUUCAUUUAAAUAGUUGUUGUAGGUGGUGUAUUAGAAAUGGCUGUAGUUUAAAUAUACUGUGUAAGACUGAGAAUUUUUUGUAUUGGUGUGUACAUUACAUAUAUAUACUGUAUUGUUAUUGUUUAUACGUGUUUUUUGUAAAUAAUGUAAGAAAUGAUGAACAAAACAACGAAAGUGAAUUAGCAAGUUUUUUAUUCCGUUUUAUUAUUCAAGUGUUAAAUUUUCAUUAUGGUUUAAACUAUUUCA
Molecule: messenger RNA, 2144 nt
Organism: Ciona intestinalis (vase tunicate)
Lineage: Eukaryota; Metazoa; Chordata; Ascidiacea; Phlebobranchia; Cionidae
Product: glucosaminyl-phosphatidylinositol-acyltransferase PIGW-like
Biological process (GO): GPI anchor biosynthetic process; protein localization to plasma membrane
Cellular component (GO): endoplasmic reticulum; membrane
Molecular function (GO): glucosaminyl-phosphatidylinositol O-acyltransferase activity
Source: RefSeq, a predicted model, not a curated record